AGCCAGCAUUUCUUGUUUAACUAAAACUAAACACUGAGGUACUUCUUGCCGAGAACCUUUUAAGUACACCUACUGUAUGUUUAUUUUCUUUGUCCCAGAAGCGUAAAACAGUUUGAAACAAAGUGAAGAUCUUUCUGACGCUGACCAGAAUCAGAGAACUGAUGCAUUUUGUAACAGGAGUGUACCGAGGAGGAAGGAUGGAGUGUUUCGUCAGUGAGAUAUUAAGGAACCUAGAGAAAAAGCACCUCAUGUAGUACACUUCAGUAAAUAUGAAGGGCUAGUGCAAUGGACAGAGGAAAGACUCAAUCAAUAGCCUAUUUAAGUGGGAAUAUAUGCAAGCAUGGAAAAGUGAUCGCUUUCCUGUCUGUGGGGUGUGUUCGCAGAGGACAGCAGCAGAGUGCUUACAGGAGAAACUAUGACUUGGAACGACACCACUAUGGAUGGGGAAGGGUUGCUGGUGGAAAGGGACUCUUCCUUUCGGAUCCUCACAGGCUGCUUCCUAUCGCUGCUGAUCCUCUCCACACUGCUCGGAAACACGCUGGUCUGUGCAGCUGUCAUUAGGUUUCGCCACCUCAGGUCCAAGGUGACAAACUUCUUUGUCAUCUCCUUGGCUGUGUCAGAUCUCCUUGUGGCAGUUUUGGUCAUGCCUUGGAAAGCUGUGGCUGAGAUUGCUGGUUUCUGGCCUUUUGGUUCAUUUUGCAACAUCUGGGUGACCUUUGAUAUUAUGUGCUCAACAGCCUCCAUCUUAAAUCUCUGUGUCAUUAGUGUGGACAGAUACUGGGCCAUCUCCAGCCCAUUUAGGUACGAGAGGAAAAUGACCCCGAAGGCAGCCUUCAUCAUGAUCAGCGUGGCGUGGACUUUGUCUGUGCUGAUUUCCUUCAUCCCUGUGCAGCUGAACUGGCACAAGGCUACAACCACAAGCAUUUUGGACCUAAAUGCCAGCUUACAAGGUGUAAGCAUGGACAACUGUGAUUCUAGCCUAAACAGGAUGUAUGCUAUCUCUUCUUCUCUAAUUAGCUUCUAUAUACCUGUGGCCAUCAUGAUAGUGACUUACACGAGGAUAUACAGAAUUGCUCAAAAGCAAAUACGUCGUAUCUCAGCUUUGGAAAGAGCAGCAGUGCAUGCCAAGAACUGCCAGAACACGAGUGGCAACAGAAGCAGUAUGGACUGCCAGCAACCAGAGAGCAACUUCAAAAUGUCCUUCAAGAGGGAAACAAAGGUUUUAAAGACUUUGUCAGUGAUCAUGGGGGUGUUUGUGUGCUGCUGGUUGCCAUUUUUUGUAUUGAACUGCAUGAUUCCCUUCUGUGAGCCUACCCAACCAUCCAAGGGAGCAGAAGCUUUCUGCAUUGAUUCUACCAUCUUUGAUGUUUUUAUUUGGUUUGGAUGGGCUAAUUCUUCCCUUAACCCCAUCAUUUAUGCCUUCAAUGCUGAUUUCCGCAAGGCAUUUUCGACCCUGCUGGGUUGCUACAGGCUCUGCCCUAUGUCUGGCAAUGCUAUUGAGACUGUUAGUAUUAACAAUAAUGGAGCAGUUGUUUUUUCUAGCCAACAUGAGCCCAAAGGGUCCAGCCCCAAAGAGUCUAAUCUGGUUUAUCUGAUUCCACAUGCAAUUAUCUGUCCAGAAGAAGAACCUCUCAAAAAGGAAGAAGAGGGUGAACUGUCUAAGGCCUUGGAGAAAAUGUCUCCAGCACUGUCGGGUAUCUUGGAUUAUGAAGCUGAUGUUUCAUUAGAGAAGAUCAAUCCCAUUACACAAAAUGGACAGCAUAAAACCUGAACAGUGAAGUUUACCUAGCAAGACCUAACAGUGUCUAUUGUAAUAAUGUUUUUUCCCCCCUUUAGGAAACAAAACAAAACAAAACCAAUUGAGAUUUUUUUGGUAAAAACCUAAGAUCUAGGGAGAAAUCAUUUACACUGAGCCCAGAAUUUAUCUUCCUGGCAUUCAAAGCAAAUCUAACAUUUUAAACAGAACUGGAUACUGAAAAUUGGCAAAUUGGCUUUAAAGGAAAAAAAAAAAGGAUCUUAGAAUGCACUGUUCAUACUGAGGAAAAUACACAAAUAUAGAUAUAGUGCAGUGACAAGGAAAAUACUAUUUCUUCUCUACCCAGAGAGACCAAUUUCUGGCUUAAAAUGAGGCAAAAGAUAAAUGUUAAGUAUUAAAGAUUAAUGUUUACUAGAAGUGAAGAGAUUGCUGUGUCUUGUGAUAGUGGGUGUUAACAGGUCCCAAUUAAAGACUGAGGGAUUGUAAAGGUAGGUAGAUGCCUUCUUAAAAUAAUUUCUGACAAAUAAUUGAGCCUUAUCAUGAGAAUGGUUAUUUUUAAAGCUUUGGGAAGUAAUAUGUUGAUACUGGUUUUAUUUAUUUAUUGUUUUAAAUUGGUAUUUUUCAUAUGUUAUAACAGAUCUAGCUUUAUUUAUGUUAUUUAAGAUGUCUAAAUAAUGGGAUAUUUUUGGAGUGUCAUAGCUGCAUCUUGACCAGUCAACCAGUCAGCACUUUAUUACAAGCUCUGAUAGUUUGGAGUGCCAGCGAGGGGAAUGAAGGGACGUUAAGAAGCUCAGCAAGAAAUGAAGGAAUCCACAAAACUGAUGCUGUGUGGAGUUCAUUUGCUUGUGGGCUUGCUUGCUUUCUCCCUUCCUUCCUUCCUUCCUUCCUUCCUUCCUUCCUUCCUUCUUUCCUUCCUUCCUUCCUUCCUUCCUUCCUUCCUUCCUUCCUUCCUUCCUUCCUUCCUUCCUUCCUUCCUUCCUUCCUUCCUUCCUUCCUUCCUUCCUUCCUUCCUUCCUUCCUUCCUUCCUUCCUUCCCUUCUUCCCUUCUUCCCUUCUCUCCUUCUCUCUUUCUCUCUUUUCUCUCUUUCUCUUUCUCUCUUUCUUUCCCUCUUUCCCUCUUUCCCUCUUUCCAUCUUUCUCUCUUUCUCUCUUUCUUUUUAAAGUGAGAUUUCUUUCAAAAGAUAGGACCAGCGUUGACCGAGUUGUGAAUUCUCUUCCCUUACAUAAACAAAAGAAAUUGCUGCUAUUUAUUUUUAAGAAGUUUCAUGUUACAAAGACUUUGCUAGAAUGUUGAGUUUGUGGAUCUGUAAAUACCUUAAAUAUGACUACAACCUUAAGAAGAAUCCAAUUUGAGAAGAGAAGCUUCUUAGAGAACAAUUCUUAGUAUAUAAUGGUUUUGUAUUUAUGUAAGAUAAACAGCUUUCUCAGGCUUUUCUUAUUUCAAGUCUUGGAGAUCUUUUCUGAACAAACACAAUUGGUUACAAUGGGAGUAAAUAUGCCAAACCUCGGUAUCAUCUGUAUUACUGCAGUGCCACCAGGGUCAUGCUGUCUGUCUACUACUGUACCACAGUCAGAAUUCAAAGGUGAGGUACCUGGUGCUUUACUCUGGAAACCAGGAGGAUGUUGCAUUUUAGUAAUUACCAUGUUGUUAGUCUCUUCCAUAUGGAAUAGUGCCUCAUAACCAUUUUGGAUUAAGACAUUUCUAGAUGUGGAUGGAACUGCAGCCCCCACCUCAAAAAAAAAAAACCAACAAACAAACAAACCCAUCUUGUGAGCUCCAAAAAAGUUGCCAAUGUUUAAUUAAAAAAAACCCCAAACCUGCUACUUUUCCAUUGUCCUUCCCUGCUGCUUCCCCUUGGCAAUGCCAAAAGCAAUCAGUGAACGUUAGCACCAGAAUUGUUGGAUGUUAAUAUUCAGCAGCAUUCAAAGAAAGCUAUUUGUUUUCUGAAUGGGAGAAAAAUACCCUUUGGAACAACUUUUUCAUUGCAUACAUUAAAGAAAUGUGUUGUAAGGAAAAGAGAACUGAGAGGGAAAAAGAAAAAAUCUGAAGUCUAAUGGACUAUAUACAUCCUGCAUCAGGUCUGUGUAUUUAUGUAUUGUGAAUGUUUUCAUAACUUUAUUGCCUGUAUGCUGCUUUCAUACAUAUAAUAAAAUUAUUUUGUGAACAGAAGGUCAAAUAAAAUAA
Molecule: messenger RNA, 3941 nt
Organism: Pogoniulus pusillus (Red-fronted tinkerbird)
Lineage: Eukaryota; Metazoa; Chordata; Aves; Piciformes; Lybiidae
Gene: DRD1
Product: dopamine receptor D1
Exons: 2
Coding region: 416-1771 (451 amino acids)
Biological process (GO): vasodilation; adenylate cyclase-activating adrenergic receptor signaling pathway; G protein-coupled dopamine receptor signaling pathway
Cellular component (GO): plasma membrane
Molecular function (GO): G protein-coupled receptor activity; dopamine neurotransmitter receptor activity, coupled via Gs
Source: RefSeq, a predicted model, not a curated record